Molecule: messenger RNA, 3917 nt
Organism: Rhincodon typus (whale shark)
Lineage: Eukaryota; Metazoa; Chordata; Chondrichthyes; Orectolobiformes; Rhincodontidae
Product: gastrula zinc finger protein XlCGF49.1-like
Exons: 2
Coding region: 3164-3697 (177 amino acids)
Biological process (GO): regulation of transcription by RNA polymerase II
Molecular function (GO): RNA polymerase II cis-regulatory region sequence-specific DNA binding; DNA-binding transcription factor activity, RNA polymerase II-specific
Source: RefSeq, a predicted model, not a curated record
CCCAGAUUAUCCAGCCUCUCCUUAUAAAUCAAAAUGGAAUAUAAUGUUAAUACCAUAUCACAGGACCUCUGCAAAGCAGUGUCUGAUACUGAGUGCAAGAAGGUAUCAGAGCAAAUUACUAAAAAUUUUUUUGGAGAGGUUAUGGUGAGUAUUUUAAAGGAAAGUGAAGUGGAGAGCUUUAAGGAGGAACUUCCAGAGCUUGGGGUCCAGGGAACUGAAAGAACAGCCAUCUAUGGUGGAGUUACAUGAUUGGUUUUGACUGGCACUUUGGGCCAAAGAGCUGUUUUUUGUGCUGUGAACCUCUGAUUCUGAUUUAAAAUCAGGAAUGUUCAAGAGGCUGGAAUUCAGAGUGCAGAGAUCUCACAGUAUUGUGGGGCUGGAGGGGAUUAGAGAGAUUGGGAUGACCACAAUCAUGGAGGAAAACCUUCAAAUGUAGGUGCUUCUCAAAUGUGAGCUUUUAUGGUCAAUGAGCAUAGAUGUGAUGCGUGAAGAAGAUUUGGUGUAAGGAAGCACACGGCAGCAGAAUUUUAGAUGAGCUCAAUAUGACUCAGAGGCUGAAUGUCCAAGGCUUGGAGUGUGUUAUGUUCAGUUAAGUUUAGAGGUAGCAAAGGAAUGAAUGAAAGUCCCAGCAGCAGGUGAGCUGAGACGAAGAUGGAAUCAGGUGAUGUUACUGAGAUGGAAAUGAUGAGGAUGGUGAUGAUAAGGAUAUCUGGUUGAAAACACACCAUGGGGUGAAAUAUUUUGCCGUGGUUGUGAAGACUGUGGCAUUCAGCCUCAGCUGGUUUCCGAGGAGAGGGUUAAAGUCUAUGGGGCAGAAGUGGAAUUUGUCAUCAGAACUGGAAACACUGCUGUUAUCUUCCCAGUAGUUAAAUGGAGGAAAUUUCUGCUGAUUCAGUCCUCGAGCUCAGACAAGUCAGGAUUGUCUGAGACUUGGUGGAACUUGGAUGACAUUCACAUUCAUCUGUUGCCCUGAUACUUCUACGUGGUGUGGGUUGAGAGUUUGGGAGGUUCUGUUAAAAUUUUGGUCAAAUUGUAGUAUAUAAUUCCCUCUCCUUCCCCUAUUUUCUUGCACCUCUCUUCCUUUCCCUCUUCUCAUAGAAAUCAGAUCUAUUUAUACAUCCAGACUGAAUGGCAGGUUCCAUUACGUAAAGGACAUCAGUGAUGCAGUUAAGUUUUUAUGACAAUUCAGCAGCUUCCAAGGUAAUUUAUGCUGCACCAAGUGCUAGCCCCACAGGUUCCUAGAUUCAUUCAGCUCCAUUGCACAACUUGCAUUUGUCUCAUUCUCUCUCAUUCUCUCUCUCUCUCUGUCUCUCUCUCUUCCCCCCGCCCCCCCACCAUUCUCUGUCUCACGCAUGUGGUCUGUUGCGCCGCGCUCUCGCUCUCUUUCUCUCUCCUUUCCUCGUUCCUCCCAUUACUUCAAAUUCAAUGGAUUAUGAUCGGGAAAGAUUUGCAGUUAGGUAAUGUCACCUCAGGAUAUUAAUCAUAACCUUGAACGAAAAAAUUUUGAAUGUGGAAGUAAAAGGACUAUUCACAAGUGUAGUCACACUAGGGAGAAAUCGUUGCAAUUUGGAGACUGUGAGAAGGGAUUCAGUUCCUAAUCGGAGCAGGAUGCUCAUUGCACUCACACAGAGGCCCUUUCACCAGCUCCGAGUGUAGGAAGGGAUUCACUCGAAUGGUCAAGCUGAUGACACAUCAGCAAGUGCACGCAGGGGACAGACUUUUUAAAAACCCAAGCUGCGAGAAAUAUGAUAAAUGAUGGGACUUCAUGUCCCCAGAAAUGCGUUUAUGCCACUGGUAGACCAUUCAGAUGCUGUCACCGUGGGGUUUGGUUUAGGGGUUCGUUUCAACACCAGUGAAUUCACCCUGGGGUGAGGCUCUAUAUGUUCAUUCCCUACUCAGUACUUCCCCCUCCCUACCUUUUGUGAACUCCUCCAGCACCACAUCUCUCUCAAAUAUCUGCCCUUCUAUCCUGACACAUAACUCUUAUUUUGUUUGUUCCACUAUGAGUCUGUACUUCCAGCUGCUGAAGUAUCUUUGUUGUGUAGUUCCCUUCCUAAAGCACUCUGCUUUUACCUGUUUCACUCCUGAGAUAUCCCUUAAUAUUUAACUCUUUAAGCAGGCAUUUGUCCAUCUGCUUUAAUUUCUUUAUAUGUGGCCCUGCGGGUUUGUUUGUUUAACACCAUGUUAAAUGUUUUGCUAUGGGGAAAGUGCAAUAUGAAGGUGCGAUGAAAAGCAGUAAUACCACUAGAAUCCAACUCCUGUAACCCCCUGUAAACUUACAGGUGUCUCAGCCACUGGAUGUCUGAUUGAAUCCUUCCUGCACAUGGAGUAGGGGAAUGGUCUGUCCCCGGUGUGACUGCACCAUUGUGUGAUCAGUUCGGUUUCACAGGGUAUUAGAAGCGGAAGAUUUGCAGUGAGGAAACGUAAACCAAACAUCACUUCAGGAUCUGACUGAAUCGUCCAAUUUAUUGUAGCCUGGAUAUCAUUGGAUAUUGAACAUGGAAGAAAAAGACACCACUCACAGUGGGGAGAAACCAUACACAUGUUGUACAUGUGGACAAGGCUUCAGCAGAUCAUCUACCCUAUCAAAACAUCAAUACAGUCAUGCUGGGGAGAGGCCAUUCAUCUGUUCCCAGUGUGGGAAAGGAUUCACUCGAUCAUCCAUCCUGCUGAGACACCAGCAAAUUCACACGGAAGAGAGACCUUUUAAAUGCGCAGACUGUGGCAAGUGCUUUAAAAGCCCUGGAGAUCUGAUGUCCCAUCAACGUGUUCACACUGAUGAGAGACCAUUCUGUUGCUCUCACUGUAGGACUGGAUUCAGGUGGUCAUCCCAACUCGCUGCACGCCAGCGAGUUCACACUGGGGAGUCGCUGUUCACCUGCAUGAAGUGUGGGAAGGGGUUCACUCGGUCAUCUCACCUCAUGACACACCAACGGCUUCACACUCGGGAGAGGCCCUUCACCUGCUCUGUCUGUGGGAAGGGAUUCUCUGAUUCAUCACACACCAGCGAGUUCACACCAACAACAGGCCGUUCAACUGCUUUGUGUGAGGGAAGAGAUUCACUCAGUCAUGCAAACUGCUGACACACCAGCGAGUUCACACGAAUGAGAGACGUUUUAGAUGUUCAGAUUGUGGGAAGUGCUAUAAAAGCCCUGGAGAUCUGAUGUCCCAUCAACGUGUUCACAGUGAGGAGAGACCUUUUAAAUGCCCAGACUGUGGGAAGUGUUACCGAAGUUAUGGGGACCUGAUGUCCCAUCAGCGUGUUCACACUGACGAGAGACCCUUCAAGUGCUCUCAUUGUGAGAUUGGGUUUAGGCGAUCAUCUGACCUCAUUGAUCACCAGAGGAUUCACACUGGGGAGAGACCAUUCACCUGCGUCGAGUGUGGGAAGGGAUUCAGUCAGAAAUCCAACCUGCUGAAACACCAGCAAGUUCACACAGAGAAGAGACCUUUUAAAUGCCCAGACUGUGGGAAAUGCUUUAAAAACUCUGGGGACCUGAUGUUCCAUCAACGUGUUCACACUGAUGAGAGACCUUUCAGGUGCUCUCACUGUGGGACUGGGUUCAAGUGGUCAUCCCAACUCACUGUACAUCAGCGAGUUCACACUGGAGAGAGGCCAUUCACCUGCACUGACUGUGGGAAGAGAUUUGCUGUGAAAUUCAACCUGCUGAGUCAUCAGCGCGUUCAUGAGUACUGAUAGUGAUUGGAUUUCACUGUGAACAUUUCCCUGCUUGCUAAUGUCCUUACCUCUCGGCCAACAAUCUGGUUUCAAGUCCCACCUGGCAUGAAGCUGUCUCAACAGAUCCAAACAGUUCGAUUCAGAAUGUUUUUUUCAAUCGAUGUUUGAACUAUAUCCAUUUGAGUCUGUUUCUACUGAAAUUAACAAACUCCAGUUCAGUAAACUCAGUCUAUCAAAA